AUGCUUUUCUACUGCCUCCUGCCUUAUCGCAACACCUCAAGAAAUCUUUUUCAAAAUCGUUUGUCACUUGAGCUCUGCUGUGUGACAGAUGCAGGGGCUUUAAUCCAGGAUGAACGAAUGCUACUAUGAUAAGCACAUGGACUUUUUCUAUAACAAGACAAACACUGACACAGUGGAUGAGUGGACAGGGCCAAAGCUUAUUGUUGUUCUGUGUUUUGGGACAUUUUUCUGCCUCUUCAUUUUCAUUUCAAAUUCAUUGGUCAUAGCAGCCGUGGUCAAGAACAAGAGGUUUCAUUUUCCCUUUUACUAUCUCCUGGCCAACUUAGCUGCUGCAGACUUUUUUGCUGGAAUUGCCUAUGUCUUCUUGAUGUUCAACACUGGCCCAGUGUCCAAGACAUUAACUGUUAACCGCUGGUUUUUGCGUCAGGGUCUUCUGGACACCAGCCUGACAGCUUCCCUGGUGAAUCUCCUCGUCAUAGCUGUUGAGCGGCACAUGUCGAUAAUGCGGAUGAAGAUCCACAGUAAUCUCACAAAGAAGAGAGUCACCUUUUUAAUUAUAUCAAUUUGGGCCAUUGCUAUUUUCAUGGGUGCUGUUCCUACCCUGGGUUGGAACUGCCUCUGUGACAUUACUGCCUGCUCAUCCCUGGCGCCCAUUUACAGCAGAAGUUACCUGGUGUUCUGGAGUGUCUUAAACCUAGUCGUCUUCUUCAUUAUGGUGGUGGUUUACAUAAGAAUCUACAUGUACGUCCAGAGGAAAACUAAUGUCUUGUCGUCGCACACUAGUGGAUCCAUUAGCCAUAGGAGAACCCCUGUGAAGCUUAUGAAGACUGUCAUGACUCUCUUAGGUGCCUUUGUUGUCUGCUGGACCCCUGGCCUGGUCGUCUUACUGCUCGAUGGUCUGAACUGCACCUACUGUGGGAUUCAGAAUGUUAAAAGGUGGUUUCUUCUCCUGGCCCUGUUGAACUCUGUCAUGAAUCCAAUAAUUUAUUCAUACAAAGAUGAUGAGAUGUGGGGUACCAUGAAAAGGAUGAUUUGCUGCUCCUCUGAGGAUAAAAGCCAGGACAGACGCUCAUCACGGAUCCCCUCGACGGUUCUCUGCAGGAGCACGGAUACCUCGGGGCACUACAUUGAAGAUGGCAUUAUUCAAGGGACAAUUUGUGGAAAAGGAGAUCUUGGUGACAAAGGAAACUCCUGA
Pygoscelis adeliae (Adelie penguin) is the source of this 1195-nucleotide messenger RNA. It is a transcript of the gene LPAR3, whose product is annotated as lysophosphatidic acid receptor 3. Lineage: Eukaryota; Metazoa; Chordata; Aves; Sphenisciformes; Spheniscidae. The record is from RefSeq and is a predicted model, not a curated record. The coding region runs from base 110 to 1195 and encodes 361 amino acids. Gene Ontology annotation, cellular component: membrane. The transcript is spliced from 3 exons. Gene Ontology annotation, biological process: G protein-coupled receptor signaling pathway. Gene Ontology annotation, molecular function: lysophosphatidic acid receptor activity.